This is a messenger RNA of Carlito syrichta (Philippine tarsier), 1636 nucleotides long. It is a transcript of the gene NOAZFP, whose product is annotated as zinc finger protein 330. Lineage: Eukaryota; Metazoa; Chordata; Mammalia; Primates; Tarsiidae. Gene Ontology annotation, molecular function: zinc ion binding. The transcript is spliced from 9 exons. The record is from RefSeq and is a predicted model, not a curated record. Bases 3 to 962 code for a protein of 319 amino acids. Gene Ontology annotation, cellular component: nucleus.
AAAUGCCUAAAAAAAAGACUGGUGCGAGGAAGAAGGCUGAGAACCGCCGAGAACGUGAAAAACAACUAAGAGCAUCAAGAAGCAUGAUAGAUUUAGCUAAGCACCCAUGUAAUGCUUCAAUGGAAUGUGACAAGUGUCAGAGGCGACAGAAGAAUAGAGCAUUUUGCUAUUUUUGUAAUGCUGUACAGAAGUUACCAAUUUGUGCACAGUGUGGGAAAACAAAGUGCAUGAUGAAGUCUUCAGACUGUGUUAUAAAGCAUGCUGGUGUAUACAGUACUGGCCUUGCCAUGGUGGGUGCAAUAUGUGACUUCUGUGAAGCUUGGGUGUGCCAUGGUAGGAAGUGUCUCAGCACACAUGCCUGUGCCUGUCCUCUUACUGACGCUGAGUGUGUUGAGUGUGAACGAGGUGCAUGGGACCAUGGAGGCAGGAUAUUCAGUUGCUCUUUUUGUCAUAACUUUCUCUGUGAAGAUGAUCAAUUUGAGCAUCAAGCCAGCUGCCAGGUUUUAGAGGCAGAAACAUUUAAAUGUGUUUCAUGCAAUCGACUUGGCCAGCAUUCGUGUCUCCGGUGUAAGGCUUGCUUCUGUGAUGAUCAUACAAGGAGCAAGGUAUUUAAGCAAGAAAAGGGAAAACAACCUCCUUGCCCUAAAUGUGGACACGAAACUCAGGAGACUAAGGAUCUUAGCAUGUCAACACGCUCUCUGAAAUUUGGCAGGCAGACUGGAGGUGAAGAGGGAGAUGGAGCUUCUGGGUAUGAUGCUUACUGGAAGAAUCUUUCAUCUGACAAGUAUGGUGAUACCAGCUACCACGAUGAGGAGGAGGAUGAGUAUGAAGCAGAGGAUGACGAGGAGGAGGAUGAAGGCAGAAAGGAUUCAGAUGCUGAGUCCUCAGAUUUGUUUACUAAUUUGAAUUUAGGAAGGACCUAUGCCAGUGGCUAUGCUCACUAUGAGGAACAAGAGAACUAGUGGGCUGCUUGCCCGCGGGCGGCCAUGUGUGAGAAGCAGGAGUGUGUGUGCUUGGUACAUUGUGUGCGAAUGUUCAAAAGGACUGUCAGCCUCGUGCAGAAGGCUAGUUCCACUUGGCCAAGGAGUGGGUAAUAGCGUUUUUAGGGAACUGAUAAUCAGGGUUACAGCAGAAGAAAAUGAGUUUCAAAUGUAAGGUGUUUAUAGAUCGAAGCAAUUGAAGCAUCAUGGAUUGUUACAGAUUUCAGUAAUCUAGUAGGUUUUGCCAAUUAGAUACAUAAAUGCAGGAUAAAGCAAUAGGCUGGUAAUAUGUUUGAAAUUAAAUUACAUUUUUUAUCAAAGUACAUUGUGUCUGGCUUUGUAAAAUGUAAUGUGUAAAAUGAAUUACUGUAUUUUUCCUUUUAUGUCCACAAAAUGAAAGUCAUAUGUUGUUAUAUUUUAAAUUUUCAUUAAAUAUUCAUGUUUUCUUAAGUAGCCAUGAUACAUGUUUAGCAUUUGGACCCAUGCAUCUCUUUCUUCACGGUAUAUGUCCCGAUACCUAUUAUUAAUGCCUAAAUGUGUUGACAAAGGUGACUACCCAGCCAUUUUUCAUAGAUACAAUAUCAGAAAUUGUAUCAUUAUGGAUGCUUUACCCAGGAAAUUUCAUCUUUCUUUGAAUAAAUCUAGUAUUUCACAUA